AAAGCCAAACCGAUGAAGAGGGCUAGUUGCCUUUACUUGAUUAAAUCUUGAUUCUAUCAAAUGAACACCGCCGUUUUAAUGAUUGUUAAAAUAUCUCAGUGAUUAGGAAACUUUUUGUUAUUAUCUGACGCACGUGUGCAGCUUGCACGCGCUGUUGUUGUCAAACCGGAACCCCCUAAAAUAAGGGAAGACACCCAGUGAAUGCCAGACUGUGAAAGAGGAACAAUGCUGGUGUUUGAGCUGCCAACCCACUAAAGCUCUGCGAGAGAAGACAUCUGAUGAAAAACUACUGCAACGUUACAGAUUCUGGCAUGGAAGACAAAGCAAAUGGCUCUGUUGACACCAAAAGCCCAGAGGAGAACGGCCAGCUGCCGGACCCUGCCAACUGGGGGGUUGCUGACGUCGUCAAUUACUUCAAGGCAACAGGGUUCGAGGAGCAAGCCACUGCUUUUCAGGAUCAGGAAAUCGAUGGCAAGUCCCUGCUGCUAAUGACGCGUAACGACGUCCUGACGGGACUGUCGAUAAAACUGGGCCCUGCACUAAAAAUCUAUGAGUAUCACGUGAAGCCGCUGCAAACUCAACACCUCAAGAGCAACGCCUCGUAGCACCACAGGCCACCCCAACACCCACCUCAGUGACAAUCAUCGUGUCAGGAGACCCCAGGUUAGCUGCCAACUCACAAAGACUCCUCUGGCCACAGUGGCACCUUAACAGAAUUUGAAUGCUGUAUGUUUUUAUAAGUGUGGACUCCAAAAAUGGGUUUCACUUGGAGUCACCUCAGCUGUUUACCCUUUCAUCCAUUCUUAUUUCUGCUGCUUGAGAUACUCUACGUAUUUUAUUUUUUAGUGUGUUGUUAUUUGAAAGAAAGUAAUUUUGGGCAAAUACUGUGCAUGUAUGACUUUUUCUGAGUGUGUGUGUACAUACAUGUGUUUGCGUGUGUGUGCAAAGUGAAAUUAACCCAUGCUGGUUUAAAAAAAAAAAAAAAAAAAAUUUGUAUAUAAGAUUAUAUAUAUAUAGUUGAAAACGGUAUAUGUUGUUGUACCUGAACACUUUGAUACAUGCAAAAGAUGAUUCUGGUGCAUCCCGUUUUGCCCUAAAAUCUGUUUUUAUGCUCUAAACUGUGCAGCUGAGUCCAUGAAACGUCCUUGGCAUGUAACAAUGAAGCAUUUUGUUUUCCCAGAAACAAGGAGCCAAACAAAAGCCUCUUUGUUCCUGCACACCUGCAUUAUCUAGGCACGAGGCCUAGUGUAUACAUUCUAAUGUUCCUACCUGUGGUGCUUUCAGCAUUCUUGCAAAGACAACUGUAUUAAAGUAUGUAUGACCAAUGUAUAUGUGCAACAUAACACUGGAGUUUGAAAUUCUGAAUCAAAGAUUUGCAA
Anoplopoma fimbria (sablefish) is the source of this 1379-nucleotide messenger RNA. RefSeq names its product sterile alpha motif domain containing 13 (gene samd13). The record is from RefSeq and is a predicted model, not a curated record. Bases 279 to 605 code for a protein of 108 amino acids. Gene Ontology annotation, molecular function: protein binding. The transcript has 5 exons. Lineage: Eukaryota; Metazoa; Chordata; Actinopteri; Perciformes; Anoplopomatidae.